CUGUUUCGGUUCGUGCGAGGUUUGCGAUGAUAAUUGAUGUUCUUUUUGUGAUUUUGUGCAAAAUCGCCGCCACAAAAUACGUGGGUGACAAAAAUACGUUCCUGUGCGUGGACGAGUCGGUGUGAAGACCGUGCUUUCAGUGCGCCCUUGGCAAAUUCCUUCUCGAUGUGGACCAGCGGAAAAAUGGGCAAUGUAAUCGAAGGCUGCUGCUGCUGACGGGUUUUCCACGGAUCCUCGGCCCUCUCGGUGUACUGUGUGUGGCUUUACCCCUUUCGUUACGGUCGUCUUGUGGAGGAGAAGUGGAGCAGAAGCGGUCCGCUCCUACCAGCCUCACCCAUAGGGCGGAGGUAGUUUUUCCGCCGUUCCGCGCGAUUCGCCUCCGAUAACGUGAUAGUGAGAUAGGCAAAACGUGACCGAGAUGUUCAAGAAGUUGAAAGAUAAAAUCGCCGAGGAGGUGAAGCAGUCGCCUCAGCGGUUUGAGCAAAUUUCCAAAGGACUGCAGGCCGCGGUGAGCUCGGCAUCAUCAACUACCUCGGAAGUGUCGGGAAGUGAAAACUUCUUCAGUAUCACAGAAGAUGAUACACCACAAAACUCACCUCUGAAAGGAAACAAUACAACUCCACCGACCCUGCAACAGUCAUCUUCCGCGGCCAACACUUCCGCGGGUAGUUCAAUCAUGUCGACCUCAUCCAGUCUGAACAAUGGAACAUCGCCAUCAAUGGCAAGUGCUACACCAAGCUCUGCGGCUUCUCUGCCAAAUCACCAACAGCAGCAGCGAGCUCGUCGUCUUUCCAACUCUUCGAUGGCUAGCGACGUGUCGUUUCGGCUCCCGGCCUACGAUUCACCGGCGAUCUAUCAUCUCGAAACGGACGUGGACGUGUCGGCGAGUGAAACUGAAUCGGUGGCCGGCACUGUCGGUGGUAGCCCCAAUCAGCUCGAUCUCGUGAGCAAGGAUAAACUGUUCCAGGCGUACAAAAAGGCACUCGAUCGGUAUCAAAAGUAUCGCGAGCGGUACACGGAGCUAGCUCGCCGUUACCGUGAGCUUGAGAAAGAUAACACCAAGGCUCGGGCCGUGUUGGUAGAAACACAGGACAAAGCGCUACGGAGGAUGAGUGAGCUGCGGGAACAGUGCGUACUGGAGCAGCAAGCGAAGGCUCAUCUCGAUUCCGCUCUACGCAUGGAGAUCGAUGAGUUGCAGUGUGUGGUGAAAACCCUUCGCUCCAAACUCGAGAUGGUGGGUGAGAAUGGCAAUGGUACUGGUACCGGAGAGCAGGAUCUAAUCUCGCUGUCCGGGCUGGAAGAUGGAACCAAUGGUAAUGGAGUGGUGCGCGACACCAGUGCACUCGAGGAACGGAUUAAAGCCCUGGAAUCGAAGCUCAACGAGGAGCUACGCCAGAAGGCCGUGCUCAGUUUGGAGGUGAGCGAGUUGAAGAAGCGAGAGGAAGAACACACGAUCACAAUCGCCGAGAAUAAGAUGGCGAUCCAUUCGGAGCUCGAAGCGAAGGAGGCGGAAGUGCGCAAGCUAAAGGAACAGCUGACCUCACUUGAGAAGAACAUGAAGCAAACGCUCACCGAAAAGGAUGGCCUCGGGAAGGAGCUCGUAGAGGUGCGCAAGGUGGCGAGCAAGGUGAAGGAGCUCGAAGGGACGCUCAGCUUGUGCAAUGAGCAGAAGAACAAGCUGGAAUCAAAGUUUAUCGAUUUCGAGCGUACGAUCAUGGAGCUUGAGAAGGAUAAGCAGCAGCUAAAGGCAACCAAUCUGACGCUCGACUACGAGAAAGGUGAGCUGCAGAAAAAGUUGGGCGAAUCGGAAGGCAAGCUGGCAACGCUCACAGAGGAACAUGGUUCUCUAUCGACGCAACUGAAAAAUCUGGAACAGACGACCGCCCAAUCACUGAGCAACACAUCGGAACUGGAAUCCCUUAAGCAGCAACUGGAAGAAGCGAAACAACGAGCAGAGACUUCGAGCGAAACAGUGGCCACCAUCGAGCGGAGGAUAACGGAAAAAGAACAACAAUCCGCGGCUUUGCAAUCGGAACGCGAUGAGCUGGAGCGCAAAGUGCAACAAACGGAGACCCUGCUACGCGAGCGCGAAAAGGAAAUCGAACGAUUAGAGCAGCAGCAAAGUAAGAGCACGCAAGAGGCUGAGCAAGGCCAGCAGGAGACCACCAAGAAGUUACAGCAAGCAGAAGACGAACUUGCUGCUUGUCGUAAAACACAAUCGCUCGAUCAGGAGAAGCUGCUCGAGCUGACGAAGGCCCUGGACGCGGCAAAGGAGCUACACGAUCGGGACCGAAAGAGUAAUGAAGCGAGCCUGAAGGAUGUGUUCGAGCGGAACAACGAACUGUCCGAGCAGCUCGACCAGUUCAAGGAGAAGCUCGAGAAGUUGAAUGCCAAAUUCAAAAAGUUGACCGAAGAGAAAAACGGGUUGCGAGCGGCCAACGAGGAACUAUCGGCGGAGCUGAAACAAUCGCGCCAGGAGCUGAAGCAGUUGGCCAGUCAAAAGCAGGCUCUGACGGAUGAGGUGCGCAAUCUGAAGAUCAUCAAUGAAAACUCGGAAUCCGAAGCACUGCGCUCGCUGCAAGAAUCUAUGCGUUCUUCGAUGGCAGCAGCCGAGGAGAAGCUGCUUGAAACGACACGCGAUCUAAACCACGUGCUCGAACUGAAGUCCGAUGAAAACCGCCGACUGAGCGAGGAGCGCGACGAACUUUCGGAAAAGCUGGAAAACUCGCACCGCGAGAGGACCGAUCUCGAGGCGGAAGGUGUGAACCUGCGGACGAAGAUCGAGACGAUUCGCGGUGAGAAGAAGGACCUAGAAAAGACGCUCGAGCGAGAGAUACGCGAAAAGACGGAGCUUAAAACACAGGUUACGAACAUUCUGCAGGAGAUCGGUCGGUUGGAGGAUCAGCUGAAAGACGUACGUGAAGCACAUUCCACCAUUUUGGACGAGAAGCAAACGCUUGAAGAAAAGAUUGAGCGAUUACAGCGGGAACACUGUGAAUCUCGUUUGAAGCUCGAGAAGGAUACGAUCGGGAAGCUUCAAACGAAACUGAAGGAACAGGAAUCCAAGCUGCAGCAGGUGGAAUGCGAGAACUCGCAGCUGGCCGAGAAGAACUGUUUGCUGGAAGAAAGUAGCCGCAGGACGGUGGAGGAACAGAAGAAGUUGAAUCUAGCGCUGAAGGAAGCCGAAGAGCGGCUACGUACGCAACGGCAACGGUGUGAAGAGCUUGAGACGCAGGUAAAGACUGUUACAGAUCAGCUGAGCCAGUGUACGGGUGAUCAUGCGAAGUUGUUUAACGAGAAGGAGCUGCUCGAUCACCAACACCGAUCGCUGCAGGAUGCACUCGAGGCGAAGGAAAAGGAAAAACUGUGCGUGCUCGAUACGAACAAGUGUCUCGAGGAGGAACUAGCGAAGCUGCGCAGCGAGAACGACUAUCUGAAGGGAAAACACAACGAGCUGAAGGUGCUGCUCGAGAACGACAAACGAAGACUGAUGGACCAGAACGAUGCGCUGCAGAAACAAAUGGAGGAGCUGGCUCGCGAGAAACAAUCGCUCGGCCGCAAUGCUACCGAUCUCGAGAAGCGUCUCGCCAGCUACGAGGAGGUGAAGAUCGAGAAUGAGUACCUCAACACACUGACCAAGCAGCUGCAGACGGAGGUACAGGAGGUUAAAGGCAAACUCACCGCCAAGGAAAGCGAACUGGCGACCGGACGCACCAAACAAAGCCAAACAGAAACGAUGCUCGAAGAACGAGACCAAGAGAUUACGAAGCUUAUCAAUGAGUUCGUGGCGAAGGAAAGGAAACAGGAAUGGGAGCAUAAGGAACGGAUCGAGGAACUUGAAAUAAAUUACCGAACCAAGAUGAAAGCUCUGAUCGAACGACUGAAAGAGGAAGGCGAAGAAAAGUUAGAAGAGCAGCAAUCAAAUGAAAAAACACGCGCUGCCGAGCUGGAAGCAAAACUAGGGGAAGCCACUUCGACGAGGGAUACGUUGGAUGCCACGGUACGUUCGCUGCGAGAGCAAAUCGAUGGCAAUGCAGCGGAACUGGAACGGUUACGAAGCGAACAAGGUGCGGUGCAGGAGCUACGAUUAGAGAACGCAAACUAUGCCCGUGAUCUGGAUGAACUGAAGAGUGAGCUCAAUGUAGCGAUCGCCGAGAAGCUACGCCUUACGGAGGAGAAGAGCACCGAGGAGCAGCACCUAAGGGAGGACCGGCAGCGGUUAACGGUCGAGAAUGAAGAGCUAAGGACGAAGCUCGAACAAUUCAAAAUGGAAACCGAGCAAACGAUCAGCCGGUUUGAGGCAGAAAUAGAGGAGCUAAAGCGUGAGCAACCGGCGGAACAGACGGUCGUAGCGAAGGUAGAGACCGGAUUACAACAAGGGACGGCACCAGCUUCUGCAGCGGGAUACGAGGAGCUACGAAACAAGAAGGAAGAGCUGGAAAAUAAAUUGAAAAAGAUUAUGCAUGAGGUUCAGGACGUAUCGAACCGGAAUCUGUUUCUGGAGCAAAAGUGUGAAAACUAUCUCAUCCUGGAGCAAUCGAAUGAACGGCUCAAGCUGACCAACGAUAAACUGACUCGCCAGUUGGAUGAAACAUUGGUGUCGCUGCAUCAUAAUGAGGGAAUAGCGGCCAAUACCGAGUUUGAGUACUUACGAAACAUUCUUUUCCAGUACCUCAGUGGAAGUGUUACCGGCAACAAUAGUACGUUAGUGAAGGUGAUAGCCGCUGUCCUUAAAUUUUCACCCCAACAAACGCAGGUAGUAAUGGAAAAGGAAGCGCAUCGUAGAUCAUUGAUGGGCCAGAUAAACAAUUUACUAUAGCAGGAAAAGACGUUGGCCAUGCAAAAACAGCAGCAGCCGCAACAUCGGUCACAUUAUGGCUUUCAAUUCUUCUAAAGAUCGGCGCACGACAACCCCAUUUAAGCAGCUCCUUCCGGGGUAGGUUUAAAAUCAAACAAGUGAGGGGCGGAGCCUGGGGUUGCCUUAUUGUAAAUUUAUGUUGCCUCCCACAAACAUAGAGGAUGUAUUUAUAUUUGUCUUACCAUAUUUAUGCGGAACGUUGUGUUUAUCAUCCUUUCAUUUCACCAUUUUACCUGUGUUUAGAUGUUAGUGUGUCCUUUACCAUCCUACCGCAAAACGUUAAACCCCAAGGUAACUCGGAGGUACAGAUUUAUACAAAUGUAGCAAAUCGAACAGAAUCAAAGUUCCAGCGACAUUACAUUAGCAAAGUUUGAGCAAAAUAGGUUGACUAGCUAGCCAAAUAAAAACAGAAAAAGGAAAAACAAAAGAACUGGUUGCGAAAUGUUCGCGGUCUCGAGUAAACAUGUGUUCAGCUAGGGCCCAGCCGGUCGAUCAAGUCAGUGAGCAGAAGAGGGUGAAAUGAAAUUUUACAACAAGCGAAACAAAUUCUCGUAUCAGCCAACCAACUAUUAUUAACCCGUUUUGACUAGCGAAAACUACCAAUUAACCAAAUACUAGGGAAAGAAAACAAAGAAGCGUUUUGCUUCACACUGCAGAUACUGUGCGAAGUGCAAUGAUCGGAAUACAGAGACAGAGAGGUUAAUGAAACAUGCAUCGGAUUGGAGCUUAGGAGCAUAGCAACACCGAUCGGCUUGCUGCAAAUGUUUUACCAUCAACUUUUGUUACCCAAACGCAAAUCAUCGUUAUCAUACACCCAUAAUUCGGCAUUUUAUUCAUGCUGUCCCUCAUCCAAUUUCUUCACGGAUUGCAUUAUUUUUUAUUACACUUUUAUCUGUUGUUGAAAUUUCUUUUAACCCACCAAUAAGCGUGCUGGAAGGUGGUGGUGAUGGAUCGUUGCAAUAAGAAUGGAAAGAGAUUGAGAGAGUGAGAAGAAUGAACACGCAGAGCAUUAUGUUAAUUUUAUGGUUUUGAAUGUACAUUUACGGUGGAUACUAAGCUAAAACCUAGAUAUACUAAGCGAAGCCGUGGUAGGGUCGGUGCAAAAGAAGAGGGGGUUCGUGAAAGCAGUGCAAUGCGAGCUACGACAGGAAAUUAAGAAGAAAGAUGACAGAGGAAGAACAAGAGUUUUUAUCGGCCAUUAUCUCAUCUCUUUCAAAUUUCAAUACUCUCAUAAAACACACACACACAAACACACACGUUCGUUAAUUGUUCUCCGAUAGGUGUUAACUAACGCAAACUUUCCAAAAUAUUCACUCCGUUCCUCCGUUCGAGCGCCUGGAGUGCUGAGUGAGCAUAGUAGAGAGAGAGAGAGAGUCUACGAGAUUCUAGGUUUAGAGUCACCUAAAUAAAGCCAGCAUGAUGGGUAGGACCAGCUGGACAAGAUUUGUUUUCCACCUAUCGACGGAAGCAAUACACUUGCGAGGGUCGACUUACUACGAGACACGAUCGAACGAGAGUGAGUAUUCUGGGAGUUCCAUUUCAUGGUUCCAUAUGGUUCAUUCGGAAUCCAGAUAGAGAAAAACACGACACUGUACAACUUUUAAAAUACUGCACACCUUCCGAUUCGCUCUCAC
Messenger RNA from Anopheles darlingi, 6492 nucleotides. It is a transcript of the gene Golgin245, whose product is annotated as golgin subfamily A member 4. NCBI's taxonomy places the organism in Eukaryota, Metazoa, Arthropoda, Insecta, Diptera, Culicidae. Gene Ontology annotation, biological process: Golgi vesicle transport. Gene Ontology annotation, cellular component: Golgi apparatus. The record is from RefSeq and is a predicted model, not a curated record. The transcript is spliced from 6 exons. Gene Ontology annotation, molecular function: small GTPase binding. The coding region runs from base 419 to 4819 and encodes 1466 amino acids.